Molecule: messenger RNA, 1959 nt
Organism: Morus notabilis
Lineage: Eukaryota; Viridiplantae; Streptophyta; Magnoliopsida; Rosales; Moraceae
Product: ACT domain-containing protein ACR10
Exons: 6
Coding region: 222-1475 (417 amino acids)
Source: RefSeq, a predicted model, not a curated record
GUGUCUUGAAAAUGAGUCAUGCUGAGAGAAAGAGACCUUCUGAAUCUGAUCUAGCUGUUUUGCGGAAUCUCCAAUUUCCAAUUCCUAGUGAACUGUAGUAGCCGAAUUGGAGAGCACCCAUCUGGGCUUUUUCUCGCUUUAUCCACCAAGUUUCUGAGCUUUCAAAGAAGAGGAAAAAAGCAGUUAAAAACAGAGCAAAAACAGAGUGGAAUUUGGGAUAAAUGAUGGGGAUUUUGCAUGAAGAUAUGGUCCUCAUAAAUGAGGAAGAAAAAGCAGGAGAUCCCACUGUUAUUACUGUGAAUUGUCCCGACAAAACUGGUUUAGGAUGUGAUUUGUGCAGGAUUAUUUUGCUCUUUGGCUUGAAUAUUUGCAGAGGAGAUGUUUCAACGGAUGGGAAAUGGUGCUACAUAGUGUUUUGGGUGGUGGGAAAAGCAAGCACAAGAUGGAAAUUGUUGAAGAAGAGACUUUUGGAAGUGUGUCCGUCAUAUUUUUCAACAUCGGAAAUCGAUUACUACCGGAAGAAAAACCAGCCGCCGCGGCCACCGGAAGUUUUUCUCUUGAAAUUCUGGUGUUCUUAUGAUCGAGAAGGCCUGUUGCAUGAUGUCACUGAGGUUCUCUGCGAGCUAGAGCUAACAAUAAAGAGAGUGAAAGUAUCCACUACUCCUGAUGGGAGAGUGAUGGACCUCUUUUUCGUUACAGAUACCAGGGAACUUCUUCACACAAAAAGGAGAAAGGAAGAAACGAUUCAUCAUCUGAAAGCAGUUCUACGGGAUGUCUUGAUAAGUUGUGAGAUUGAUAUGGCCGGUCCGGAAGUUACCGCAUGUUCACAGGGUUCUCCAUAUCUUCCUUCUGCAAUCGGUGAAGAAAUGUUCAGCCUGGAGCUGCCAAAACAACACCUAAGUGGAGCUGUCGCCACUAACCCAACUUCAGUCACAAUGGACAAUAUCCUUAGCCCAUCUCACACACUUGUUCAGAUCCUCUGUGAGGAUCAUAAAGGGCUCAUCUACGAUGUCAUGAGAACGCUUAAGGAUUAUAAUAUUCAGAUUUCAUAUGGACGGUUCUUUGCGAACCCAAAACGGAACUCCGAGUUAGACUUGUUUAUAAUGCAAGCAGAUGGCAAGAAGAUUGUUGACCCCAGCAAGCAAGAUGCAUUGCGCGCGCGCUUGAAAAUGGAACUACUACGUCCUCUUAGAGUGGCUGUGGUGAGCCGUGGCCCAGAUACCGAACUGCUGGUAGCUAAUCCCGUGGAGCUCUCUGGCAGGGGUCGUCCUCUCGUUUUUCACGAUAUUACUCUUGCCCUUAAGUUUCUCAACAUACGCAUUUUCUCGGUUGAGAUAGCUAGACACAUGAUCCGAGAUCGGGAGUGGGAAGUGUACAGAAUUCUGCUCGAUGAAGGAGUCGGUUUUUCGAUGCCGCGGAGCGAGAUAGAAGUCAGCGUGAGAAACAUAUUGAUGGGCUGGGACAAGAGUAGAUAAGUUUAAUUUCCAUGAAUGUGCAGCGCAGCUUCUUAUUUCUCAAGCCCUGUUGAGUCUAAUAUGACUAAUAGAUGCUAACCGCCGACAAAGUACUAGUCAUGAAAUGCAUAUAAAUACAAAUGGAUAAGCCCUUUUAUCCAUUGAUGAUACAAAUUUGUUGGUUCUUUCUCCAAUGGCCUAAUUAGCGUUUUUUUUUUUUUUCUCUCUCUAAUUAAUAUUUCACUUCGGCUUUUUCUCAGGAAGAGAAUAACUGUUUUGUUUUGAAACAUGUGUAUUUCGCAUCCUUUUUUUUUUUCGUGAAUAAUUUUUGCUAUAUCUUUCAUUCUUCCGUUAGUUGCCUGUCUGAUCAGCGGCACUAGGAGGACUGCUCAAACAAGCCUCUCCUAAAGCAUAAAAAGACGGCUCAACGGUCACCGUCGUUCGGUCAAACUUUGCUUUAAAGGUUCCAUAGUUCAACCAACUAUGACUUUAAAUAAAUUUCAUC